CGAUGAUCUCAUCAGCUGUAGCAUACCUGCGUCCAUCUUUGUCUGACCGCCUGGCAUCUCUCAUCCAGUACUGCCUGUGGGGAUGCCUCAUCUACUACCUCUACCAAUCUUUCCACGGCCGCAAAGCCAUCCCAUCGUUCAGCAACCCCUACUACACCACCAUCACCUCGGAAAUCGGCGCCCUGCGGGCCACACUCGACAGAUCUCUCCGCCACAUGGACGCUAUGGACACGGGCAUCCUCUUCCUCACAGGAGUGGCCGUCCUGUACUGGCUCAUGCGGAUCGGCGAGAGCAUUGUUGACGUCGUCGUGAACGCCAAGUGGGCGAGGCUGCUGCCGUAUGUGCCGGUUGUGAGGGAGAUCGUCGCCAAGAAGACUCAAGAGGCCGAGGACGACAUCAGGAAGUCGCUGCUCAAGUGCAGGACCACACGCACCACCGAACUGCCCGAAGCGGUAGGUGACAACCCAUUGACUUGAGCUGUUCAUGCACUGUGCAUUGUGGGAUGUCUGUUUGCCAAACAGGGUUGGGAUGCGGAUCUGAUUCUGGACCGAGUGGGUCAGUGGAGUGAGCUGGAGAAGAGGGAGUGGCGUGAGGGUAAGGCCAGCGGGGCCGUCUACUCGGGGCAGGACGACCUCAUGGACCUUAUUGGGGAGGUGUACAAGCGAUUCAGCCUCAGCAACCCCCUGCACCCAGAUAUCUUCCCGUUCACAAGGCAGAUGGAGGCAGGUGAGUGGCAAGACGACGACAAAGAUGGCGAGAGUCCCGUGCUAUCUCUUUGCCGGCGUGUGUGUUCAGAGGUUGUGUCUAUGGUGGCUGACCUGUUCAACGGCGACGAACAGACUUGCGGAUGUGUCACGAGGUACAUAUUUGAGUGACAGAAAAUCUCCAUACAACCGACAUUCUCUGUCAUGUUGUCUGUGUAUGUCAAUCACCCAUUCAGCGGUGGGACGGAGAGCAUCAUGAUGGCGAUGCGUGCGUAUCGUGAGUGGGGCCGGGCCGAGCGCGGCAUCAUCACGCCACAGAUCAUCGUGCCCGCCACGGCCCACCCCGCGUUCGACAAGGCCGCCGCCUACUUCAAGAUGCGCAUCACGAAGAUACCCGUCAACAUGCCCUCAGGCACCAUCGACCUAUCGCGGGUGGGUGAUGUGAGAAUAACCGCAUCACACGAACACCCUCGAUCCCUCCUUCAUGCCAUUCUCGUGCUGUUGUGUGUUCAGCUCAUCGGUGCCAUCACCCCAAACACGGUGGCCAUCGUCGCGUCAUGCCCCUCCUGGCCACACGGCACACUCGACCCCGUCCAGCACAUCGCGUCCAUCGCGCGCACGAGGAGGAUCCCAUGCCACGUCGACGCCUGUCUGGGGAGCUUUGUGGUAGCCUGCAUGGAGAGCAGCGGCUUCGACAUGCCGGCCUUCGACUUCCGUGUGCCCGGGGUGACGUCUCUGUCGUGCGACACACACAAGUUUGGCUUUGCGCCGAAAGGCACCUCCGUGUUGCUCUACCGGUCCCCUGAACUGAGGGCAUACCAGGUGAUGAAUGCAAGGAUAGAUGGAUGGAUGGGUGCAAUGCAAAUAUUUGUGUGUGGUGCAGUAUUUCACGACGGUCGACUGGAUGGGCGGCAUGUACGCGUCGCACAGCGUGGCGGGCAGCAGGCCUGGCGGUCUCAUCGCAGCCACAUGGGCAGCCAUGAUGUACACGGGCAAACAAGGUACCAAUCACCCUCGCCGCGCAGACAGGACUUGCAGACCCAUUUCCUCUCGUGUGUGGCCUUUGGUGUGUAGGCUAUGUGGCUGCGACCAAGAAGGUUGUCAACUUCACUCGCGAGCUGGCGGCCGGCAUCGACAAAAUGCCCGAUCUGGAGGUCCACACCACCCACACAGCGACGCACAGCCACCCAUGUCAGUCUGAUUUCUUGUUUGUCCUCCUGGUCAGGUUAUCGGUCACGGCGACACCUGUGUGGUGGCGUUCCGAUCGACCAACCCCAACCUGCCCACACUGCCUGUGAGGAGAGCACCGGAUGCUGAAAGAGGUCUUCUGAGUGCGUGUCUGUGUGUGUGUGUGUGUGCGUCAGAUUGGCGAGGCCAUGGGCGACCGAGGGUGGAAGCUGAACCUCCUGCAGAAGCCUGACGCAGUAAGGACAGGGCGAGCGCGAGCAUGCCUGUGACCGUAACUGACGCGCUUCCUGUCAUGUGUGUGUAGGUUCACCUAGCUGUAACGCUGCCCGUCGCCAAUGGCGGCAGUCGUCGCUUCCUCGACGACCUGGCAGAGGCCGUCGAACAAGUGGUCAGGAAGAUGAGACGAAGCAGCAGCUCAAAUGAUACACACACAUGCAAUGCUCUCUCUCUCUCUCUCUGUUUGUGUGUGUGUGUGUGUGUGUGCAGAAGAGUGACCCGAAGGCGUACGCCAAGGGAACCGCCGCUAUCUACGGAUCGGCCAAGACCGUGCCAAAGUGAGGCAGAGAGAGGAAGCAAAGAGCUGAGGGUCUCGGUGUUGCCAUCUAUCUGCGGCUCUCUGCCUCUGCUGUGUGUUGCCGCGUAUGUGCACAGGAUGUUGGUGGAGUCGCUGGUCAAGAAAUGGCUGGACGUUUACUACACCGCCUGAGCAGCCAGCCGCCAGGAUGCGCUUCCUGUAUGGCUGGGUGUGUUUCGGUGUUUAUUUGUGAACUCAUUUUCAUCUCUCUCAGUAGUGUGUGGGUGUAUGGGCAGCUGGCUAGCGCCGUUCGUUACUUUGAUGGGGCUGUUUUUAUUCGUUGUGGAUCGGUGUGCCAUGCAUGGGCACACGGAUGUAUGGAGGAUGUAUGUAUGUGUGUUGUGGCGUGUGUUGUGGCGUGUUGUGUGGGUCGGCAGUCGGACACUUUGAUAAAUCAGGGCGAUGCCGUGCGCA
Molecule: messenger RNA, 2880 nt
Organism: Vitrella brassicaformis
Lineage: Eukaryota; Vitrellaceae
Source: the annotation of a GenBank genome assembly